Molecule: messenger RNA, 2352 nt
Organism: Cylindrotheca closterium
Lineage: Eukaryota; Bacillariophyta; Bacillariophyceae; Bacillariales; Bacillariaceae
Source: the annotation of a GenBank genome assembly
AUGCCCUCGCAAUCUAGAACCCGUUGCCAGGACGGUGGAGAAUCAGAUGAACGACAGGAGCACAAGAAGGGCCCAAUGGUUCAAGAACAAGUUCGUGCUGGAGGAGCAUCAUCGCCUGUUGCAGGAAGAAGACGAAUCUCUAGUGGAAGCCGCAAGAGUCCAGGAAAAUCUCUUGCCAAAAGUCGAAGUUUCCGCCAACGAGACAGCAGUUCGCACCAUCGAAGGAAUACUCCCUUGGAGGGCGAACAAGAGAGUACAUCACAGAUGAAACGCAAUCAUUCCCUUGGAAGGCAGUUGAACCUUUCCAACAGCUCCCACCGCAGACUGGGCGAACAAGACAGCACUCCACAGAUGAAACGCAUUCAUUCUUUGGGAGGACAAUUGCAUACUUCCAAUAGCUCCCAUCGCAGAAGGGGUGAACUUGCGAGCACCCCACAGAUGAGACGCAAUCAUUCCUUUGGAAGACAACUGAAUACGCCCAAUAGUAGCUCCCACCACUCACCACACAUGAGACGCAACCAUUCGUUUGGAAGACAAUUGAGCUCCCACCACAGAACGGGUGAGAUUGAGAGUACACCGCAGAUGAAACGGAAUCAUUCGUUUGGAAGGCAGUUGGAUAUUUCCAAUGGCUCCAACAGCUCACACCGCAGAAGCAACAACAAGUCCACUUUUUCGAAGAAAGACUUGUUGCUGGCAAGGAACGGCAGCGGAGCUAGUCAGACUAGAGAUCGCACUGGUCGGCGAAAAAAGAACAAACAGACUGUGCUACGAGCCAGUGCCGCUUGCGAUCUUGGGACAGCUCAAGUGAAUGUAUUUCAGACGUUGGAGCGUGGCCUUCAUUGUCAGCAGAAGCAAUCCUUGGAGCACCAAUCGGAUAUUUCGGAAAGCAGUCGUUCGCUGAAUCCAGCUACAUCUAACGGAAUCGGGUCAUCCAAAAUUCCGUUGGGUGAAACUAGCGCUCAAAAUGCUGUUUCAAAGCGAAAUACAGAGCCUGGAUUGGACAAGCCAAAGGAAGCAACCCAAGAACCUGUAAAGAGAAGUUCAGAUCCAGUCAAGUUGGAACUGGAUGACGGUGUACAGCCUCGGCCUGGCUAUGGUCGUCGAUUCUCCUGGUGGAACCUUCCCAGCAGCAGUGAUCUGGGAGAUUUGGAGGUAGACGAAGAUGAUGAUGAUCUACCACCUCAAGUGGUUCCUCCUUCAAGACGAUCGUCAAUCAUGGCAGAAGAAGAGAAACCAAAGAAGUCUAGCAGCAUUAACCCAAUGUCCACUCCAAAGCAAUCCAAAAAGGCCGGACGAAGGUCUACUGGUCAGAAGAAAUCUCUGAGAACAAAGUCCUCUUUUGAUUCGAUGGAUUCCGCUCUCACCCAAACGACCGAUGCCGAGAGCGGAUCUUGGCAGGCCGAUUCAAGCGGUGAAUUGCUAAGCCCCACCACCCAAAAAGCCCCGAUAGAUGAAGAUUUAGUGUCACCACUUCCAUCUAUCCCCAGGAUGAAGAGGCUGGACAAACAACUGUCCAGUGGAACUUGUACCACGGAGUCCAGCAGCUGUUCCGGUUCCUCGGUCAAAAAGAGCAAGGAACAUCGCUCAAAGAAAAGCAAGCGCCGCAAGUCAGCAAAGGAAGGUGUUGAGCAUAAUCGAACUGCCAAAGCAGAUGCGGAAACCAAAGAUGCGGUCUUGGAAGGUAUUGUGAGUCGACCAAUCCAAGAUUCACCAGGGGACCAUUCCAUCCGUUCUACGAAAAGAAUUCCCGAGGCCUCCUCUCACAGCCAAACCAGUGCUACGAGACGGAAUAACCGAGGAUCCAUGAAAGAAGGCAGCAAGCGCAAUGUUGCGGAAAAGGAGGACUUGGACGGAAGCAGGCGUGGACCCGUCCGAGUUUCAUUAGAGGACCAUUUCAACUGUUCGAAGAACCAAAGUUUCAAUCGUUCGAUGAAUCGAAGCUGCGAUUUCUCGUUUUGCAGCCGAGGCAGCACGACGAAACGAAGCGUUCGAAAAUCCAUGUCCAUCAAACAAAGCAAUAUGGAUGCUUCCAGAUCCAGCAUGUCUGUGUCUCUUAGUGAUGAUCAAGAUGAUGUAUCCAUUGGCUCAGACUUUGAGGGUAGCGUGGACUUUGAUUUCGAAGAGGAAGAUAUGAAUAAAGAACCAUCAGCGCCAGGUGUCGAAAUCUUGAAUGGAGAAGACAGCUUCCAGAUUCUUGGUGACGAUAGUAAGCACAAAAGCACGAGAUCCAUGAUAAAGGGCAAGACCCAGCGUUCAAGCGGUGGAAAUUCUCAUUCUGGAUCCAUCCAAAGAAACAGGAGAUCAGCAACUCUUGCGCCAUCGAAAAAGGGCAUUGCCGUAAUGGAAAUGUAA